Messenger RNA from Aspergillus alliaceus, 1308 nucleotides. RefSeq lists its product as uncharacterized. The transcript has a single exon. Bases 339 to 1079 code for a protein of 246 amino acids. The record is from RefSeq and is a predicted model, not a curated record. NCBI's taxonomy places the organism in Eukaryota, Fungi, Ascomycota, Eurotiomycetes, Eurotiales, Aspergillaceae.
CUUUUUCAUUCUUUUCUAUUGCAGACCAGAGAGAGAGAUCGAGGAGUGGUACUAGUCUUCAUAUCUUUUCUACCUUCAACGGACGCCCGUCACUUGCGGCUUAACUCUCUCGUCCCGUAGUCUGACCUUGUGGUCCAUUGCAUGACUACUUCUAGUACUUCUACUAGUACUACUACUAUACUCUCUCCCUCUCUACUUCCACGCACGUGUAAAGGUCAGGCGCGUGGUCUCCAUCCUCAUCCGUUAUUUAAUUUUCUUGUGAAGUCACCUUCGAUCAUUCUUUCAUUCUUCUGGUCUUCUCGUUUUGUUUUUGAAUAGUCGACCGUUCUUCGUCCAAGAUGCCUUCCAUCAAACCAGUUCUGCAUCCAUUGCAGACACCCCGGACGAUGGUCUUCCCAUCCGAGCUUCAAAGUGACUCGGGGUCCUCUAGCCUUUCAGCAGGCAAUGGGAGGGGUGACGAAGCACUAUCCACGCCAAUCACACCCCCCGCGGCUUAUACUGAGUUCCUGAAGAAGUUCCAACCUAUAUUAUCCCCGAUCACUGGAGAGCCGGACUUCUCCAAGAUCCACACUCUGAGAGAAGGCAACUCCACCACCUCGAACUCUCCAACAUCCCAGCCAACAUCGCGGCCAGUGAGUGCAGCCAGUGGUACUUUCAACGCCAAUGGGGAAUCGUCCAGGCCCGCUACCGCUUCGCUGCCGCCACCAACCCCUUAUACAGCACCUCCAGUCAGACGAGACCCGAGGACUCUACGUGCUUUACGCAUCCCGCCCCCGCCGAGGUAUUCAUCCACGAUAGAGGCUCCCAGGAGUGCAGCGACGCUUGCCUCACCUUUCCCUGCGUCCCCUUUUUCUGUAUCUCCUUUCUCUACGUCUCCUUUCUCCGCGAAUCCCUUCUCUGCAUCCCCCUCGGACUGGAGAAUGCGCUAUUGGGAUGGACCCCACACGGCGAUCCCCAGUGGCAGAUUUAGUGUGCGACAUGUUGUCACUCAUACGAUCACCUUCAAGAGGACACAACUCGAGGACCCCCCGAAGGGAAAGCGGAGAAAGCGCGAAGAGUCCAGCGAACCUGAACCUUAGAGACUUCAGUUUGGUAUCAUGUGAAUGAAUUUUUGGAAACGGUCAGGUGCACUAGCGCAGGCUUUCGGUAUUUGGCGUUGGGGGGAGGGGGGUUUACUGCUACUCAGGUCAAGCGAUGUUUAAAUUGAUUUUCUUCCCAUAUCUUCUUUCAUGCGGGGUCCUACUCUACUAUGGCUUUAGGAAAUUGAUAUGAUGCCCCGGUGGCUGCAAAACCUUUACCUCUCUCCAU